GCAGCUGGCGUGAGCAGCCGCCUGGCCUGAGGUUGGCCCAGGCAGCACCUCGGGCGAGUCCAGACCCGAAGCUGCUGUCAGGCUGUGGCAAUUCCGGAGCCUCCCGCCUGCAGCCCACGGAACCCCAGAGGCCUCGGUGAGAUAGGUUCCCAGCGCGCUACCUGCCUGGCUCCUUCCGGCGUUUGAAUUGCUCUGGGCCGGCAGUGAACGUGAGAAAAUAAUUUCCUUCCCCUACCGUCGCCGCUGCUCUCCCUAGUGACAGGCUUGUUUUGCCUGAGAAGUGAAUCGCCGGCUUCCCCCAGUGGCAGAAUCAGGACUGGAAUCCAGGUCUCUGGUUGUCUGUACCUCGUUUCUCAAGACAGCAGCCUCCUCCGCUAUAGGAGAACUGAUACUUUCCCUUUCCAAAGCAGUUUUCUCUAGAAAUCUGGACAUUGUUUCCUUGCAAGGAGGAGGACGAAUUGGGUGGGAAGACUCGAAGUGCAGAAAAGUUGUCACAUAUGCACGCAGGGAGUUUAGAGCAGAUGCCAGCCUCCCUGGCUGUGUGGACUGGGGCAAGUUGCUCCCACUCUGCCCUCAGUUUCCUGAUCCAUAAAAUGGGGGCUGACAGUGUCAACCGUGCUCAGUAAUGCACGUAGUGCCUGGCACUUCAUGAGGCUCAAGGAGUUGCUGCUGCUGCUGCUGACUGAAUCCUAGGACGUUUUUCACUGAGCCAGGGAAAGAGCUGGGCCUGGAACAGGAUGACCCAGCCCUUCUGUCUGGUCCUGUCUACCCCUGGCUGCUUCUGACUUCCUUCUCUGAGGGCACUUGGCAUCAUUCUCAGGGAGUGUAAAUGAUUCAGAGCUGCCGAUUCAGAGGGGUGGAAAACAGAAGGGGCUUCCUCCUGGCUCGCUUUGUCUUCCCUCAGAUCUGGCCUCUGGAGACUUCACCCAUCCUCAGGGGACACUGCCCAGAAAGAAGACAUGGCUACUGAACAGAGGGAAGCAAGGUCUCAGGUGUCAGUGACGUUCGAAGAUGUGGCUGUGCUCUUUACACGGGAUGAGUGGAGAAAGCUGGCUCCUCCUCAGAGAAACUUGUACCAAGAUGUGAUGCUGGAGAAUUAUAGUAAUCUUGUCUCAUUGGGAUGGAAGAACAGUUGUAAAACCACAAAGUCAACUCAAACACAAGGUCACUCAUUUCAGGAACUGAUAAUGAAAAGAUCCAAAAGGAGUGGACCCGGGGACUUCAAAUCAGAAAAACCCUGCAGAUAUGAAGGCAGAUUAGAGAAAAAGCAGGAGAAAAAAGAAAGUUUACAGAUAGUUUCAGUCACUCACAAAAAGAUCCUCACUAUAGAGAGGAAACAUAAAAAUACUCAAUUUGGCCAAAAUUUGAGCCCAAAGUCAGUCUUUUUUAGGCAACAGGUGAUCCCAAGAGAAAAAACCCCAACAAAAUGUGAAAUACAAGAAAAGAGCUUCAAACAAAAUUACAGUUUAUUUAAUCAACAAAAAACCAACACAGCUGGGCAACGUUAUAAAUGUAGUAUGUGUGAGAAAACUUUCAUUAAUACUUCAUCCCUUCGUAAACAUGAGAAAAACCACAGUGGAGAGAAAUUAUUUAAAUGUAAAGACUGUUCAAAAGCCUUUAACCAAAGUUCAGCACUUAUUCAACAUCAAAUAACUCAUACUGGAGAGAAACCCUAUAUAUGUAAAGAAUGUGGGAAAGCCUUCACUCUCAGUACCUCCCUUUAUAAACACUUAAGAACACAUACUGUGGAGAAAUCCUAUAGAUGUAAAGAAUGUGGUAAAUCCUUCAGCAGAAGAUCAGGCCUUUUUAUACAUCAGAAAAUCCAUGCUGGAGAAAACCCCUAUAAAUAUAAUCCAGGUAGGAAGGCAUCUAGUUGUGGUACAUCCCUUCCUGGAUGUCAGAGAAUUCAUUCCAGAAAAAAGUCCUACUUAUGUAAUGAAUGUGGUAAUACCUUUAAGUCUAGUUCAUCCCUUCGUUAUCAUCAGAGAAUUCACACAGGAGAGAAACCUUUUAAAUGUAGUGAGUGUGGGAGAGCCUUCAGUCAGAGUGCAUCUCUUAUUCAACAUGAAAGAAUUCACACUGGAGAAAAGCCUUACAGAUGUAAUGAAUGUGGAAAAGGCUUCACUUCUAUUUCACGACUUAAUAGACACCGAAUAAUUCAUACUGGUGAGAAGUUUUAUAAUUGUAAUGAAUGUGGUAAAGCCUUAAGUUCCCACUCAACACUUAUUAUUCAUGAAAGAAUUCAUACUGGAGAGAAACCAUGUAAAUGUAAAGUGUGUGGGAAAGCCUUCAGACAAAGUUCAGCUCUCAUUCAACAUCAGAGAAUGCACACUGGAGAAAGACCCUAUAAAUGCAAUGAGUGUGGAAAAACAUUCAGAUGUAACUCAUCCCUUAGUAAUCAUCAGAGAAUUCACACAGGAGAGAAACCAUAUCGAUGUGAAGAAUGUGGGAUAUCUUUUGGCCAAAGUUCAGCUCUUAUUCAACAUCGGCGGAUUCAUACAGGAGAGAAACCCUUCAAAUGUAAUACAUGUGGGAAAACUUUUAGACAAAGCUCAUCACGUAUUGCCCAUCAGAGAAUUCAUACUGGAGAGAAACCCUAUGAAUGUAAUACAUGCGGGAAACUUUUCAAUCACAGAUCAUCCCUUACUAAUCAUUAUAAAAUUCAUAUUGAAGAGAACCCCUAGGAAGUAGAUAUGCAUGUGUGAAGUUCUGAAACCAAAGCUCACCAGAAUACAUGAGAGUGAUGUAAUAAAUGUAAUGGAUAUGAAAAGCCUUUCUAUAGUUUAGUCCUCAUCAGAUAAUAAAUCCUAAGGACAAACCUAUGUAAUGCAUAUUGAGGAAGCCUGUCAGACAGUAGUAAUAACCUAAAAUGAAGAAUCCCUAACUGGAGACAUUGACUUUGGGCAUUUGUAAACUAAUUGUUCUCUCUACAGCAGUGUAGACUACAUGUCAUAUGUAAUUGUUACAAGCAUCUGGGUGAUGAGGGGAGGUGUGCACUGGAUUUCCCAUUGAAAUAAAUGUUAAUGCUUUUUUAAAUAACUUGACAUUGUUAUGUAUGCUAUUAUAUGUAAUAGCAUAUAACAGAUGUGGUCAAAUAAAUUAUACAUUUUUAGAAAAAAGGACCAAAUAAAAGAUAAAAAUGAACUGUAAACUACCUCUCAAUUUCUGGGGUUAGUCCUUUUCCUGAGUUGCUGUCAAACUUUGUGCAUGGAUUUCAUUUAAAAAUAGAAAUAAAAGUCUGUUCUCUUCUU
Messenger RNA from Dama dama (fallow deer), 3251 nucleotides. RefSeq names its product zinc finger protein 354A (gene ZNF354A). The record is from RefSeq and is a predicted model, not a curated record. The transcript has 4 exons. The coding region runs from base 960 to 2684 and encodes 574 amino acids. Lineage: Eukaryota; Metazoa; Chordata; Mammalia; Artiodactyla; Cervidae. Gene Ontology annotation, biological process: regulation of DNA-templated transcription.